AUGGCCAAGUGGCUCCGGGAGUACCUGGGCCGGGGGGCCCGGCGCUCCCCCCCCCGCCCGCCACAGCCCGACUACAGCGGUACCGGUACCGGGGGUCCCCCCGGAGCCCCCCCCGCCCUCCGCGGCCCCGCAGCCUCCCCCCGGCACCGCCUGGUGCGGGUGGGGGGCGCGGGGCCGGGGGGCGGCCCCCGCAGGAUGGAGCAGGGCCCUGGUGAGAGCGAAUACUCUGAGCCCUUCGAGGGGGAGCAGGACCCCGCGCCCGAGGGCGGCUGCGAGGACGAGCCCGCAGGGUGCCCGCGGCAGGGCGAGGGCCGGCGGGGGAGGCCCCGGCGGGGACCGCAACUCUACGACACCCCCUCCGAGGAGUGGGAGGCGGCCGGGGAGGGUCCGGGGGGGCCCCCGGCCCGGGAGAGCCGCCUGCCCCGCGACGACGAGCGCCCGGCGGACGAGUACGACCAGCCCUGGGAGUGGAAGAAGGAUCACAUCUCCCGGGCGUUCGCAGUGCAGUUUGAGAGCCCCGAGCGCUCGCCCAGCCUGUCCCGGCAGCUGCCACGGCCCCCCCGGGCCCCCCCGGGCACCAGGCCGGGCUGCCCCCCCAGCCCCCGGCACGUGGACACCUCACUGCCCCUGGAGAAGCAGGCGUGGUACCACGGCCCCAUUGGGCGGGCGGGCGCCGAGACGCUGCUGGCGCUGUGCCGCGAGGGCAGCUUCCUGGUGCGGGACUGCGAGACCAGCCCCGAUGACUACUCACUGUCCCUGCGGAGCAGCCACGGCUUCGUGCACGUGAAGCUCACGAGGACGCGGGAGCAGCACUUCACCCUGGGCCGCGCCGGCGCCGCCUUCCCGUCGGUGCCCGCGGCCGUGCGGCACUACACGGCCCGGGCACUGCCCGUGCGGGGGGCACGGCACAUGGCCCUGCUGUACCCCGUGGCCGUGCAGCCCCCGUGACCCCCCGGGACAGCCCCGGCACCCCAAUAAAGCCCCGGGACCCCA
This is a messenger RNA of Corapipo altera (White-ruffed manakin), 993 nucleotides long. RefSeq names its product Src homology 2 domain containing transforming protein D (gene SHD). Gene Ontology annotation, molecular function: phosphotyrosine residue binding. The record is from RefSeq and is a predicted model, not a curated record. The coding region runs from base 1 to 948 and encodes 315 amino acids. The transcript is spliced from 6 exons. NCBI's taxonomy places the organism in Eukaryota, Metazoa, Chordata, Aves, Passeriformes, Pipridae.